CAAAUAGCGUUAUCGGCGGUACCAAACGGGGGGUUUUCAUCCACAACACUUCAUAGAUAUCAUUACUCCAUUAGCUACGGGACUUAUGUGAAAGUUAGAGCAAAGCAUCAGGUGAUGCGGAUCCGAAGGCAAACUGAAGAGGAGAGAAAGACAAACGGAAUAAAGAAGCUGCCCGAUUUAGGCAAUAAGGGGCCCCGUUCUAUCAGCAAGACAUAACCACCAGUGAAGUAAUGGUCGCUUGUCGUCAACAAGUGAUCCACAACGCUGCGAUUAAAUGAGUCUGUGGGGGUGGUGGGGGCUGGCUCGGUGCAAAGGGAAGCAGUGUGAGACAUGGGCCAUGGUCUUCAGCAGCGGCAGUUAGCCCCGUGACCAUGACAAUAACGACUGGGCUAUGAUGUGAGCGUAAAGAAUCGGCAGCUCUCACAAAUGAAAUUUCACAUGAUCGGACCGUGGAGCCAACAGUUGUUGAUUAUGGUUGUCGUUACGGUGACGGUAGUGGAGAACAAAGACAAUUUGAUCUAGGAAGAUGCCUUUGGUGGUAAACCGUGUCGCGCUUUGUUCGUUAGCAACGGCUCAAUCGAUUCAACUACGUGAGCUUAUAGUGUGAACGUAUAAUCUUUACCCUCAGGUUUGGCCACAUCCAGGUACAAGUGCACUUGCUAACGUCUGCCCGUGUCUCGGUGGAGCGGACAGUUACUAAGUUUUACGGAAGUUGUGCUCGCAUGCAACACUUACGUGGUGACUUUUAGAUUAUCUCAUCUAUUACAAUGGUUUAUGCUCUGUGUAUGUACAAUGGCUUCUAGUACCGAUGUGCCAGUUUACACAAUCUGGUUCAGAAUAAUGCAAUGACUUAAGCUCCGCGUUUUGUUCAAGCGGAGUGAAGGAUGAAUCUACUUCCGCAUGUGCUCUGUUCAAGUUUAUUGAUCUUACCAGCCCUCAUCCACCUAUCUGAGAGUACUCAUCACGUCGAAGGAGUGAAGCACGUCAUAGCACUUAAGGUGGUACACAAAAAGAUGAAGAAGUAUCUUCCAAAGUUAAUCAAGUCAAUUCACGCGGUCCCCGUUCCCGUGCCACUUUACGUGGCUGUACCCGACAAGAAGGGUUUUAUACUUCACACGACUAGACUCCCUGACCAUCUACCGCCUGAAAGUCCGUGUCAGUAUGCUCAGUAUUGGCGUCCGAAGGAUUUGUAUGGGACCGGAUGUGACCAUCACUUCGGCUGGUAACAGAAUCUUACCGCUCAAUUUCUAAGAAACGUCAUGCGACCUGGAUAUAAUUGAUUAUUAACCAUGUGAAUAUAGGGCAUAUGAUUAGUUCUGUAUAAAUAUAUUUUUGACGCUUUGUGUUAUUAAGGAUGAUAACUUACAUCUAGGUAGUGAACUGCUAGUGAGUGUUUACAAUGUGUCAAAUGACUUAAAAUAAAAAACGUUGCGUCAUUAAGGAGGUCA
Messenger RNA from Varroa destructor (honeybee mite), 1448 nucleotides. RefSeq lists its product as uncharacterized. Lineage: Eukaryota; Metazoa; Arthropoda; Arachnida; Mesostigmata; Varroidae. The record is from RefSeq and is a predicted model, not a curated record.